Molecule: messenger RNA, 1230 nt
Organism: Suillus subalutaceus
Lineage: Eukaryota; Fungi; Basidiomycota; Agaricomycetes; Boletales; Suillaceae
Exons: 3
Coding region: 1-1230 (409 amino acids)
Source: RefSeq, a predicted model, not a curated record
AUGGAGAAGGUCCCACAAGUGCAAGCCCUUCUGAAGCAAUUUCCUUGGGGUCGCAUCGAGACGGAUGGCACCUUUGCCGAACCUGUCGUGCGCGCCUAUUACAAUGUCUUGGGUGCAGAGGGCUUCGGCUACUGGAGCAUUCCUGGAGGCUCCAACCCACAUGUUAAACAUGCAAGUGAUCCGUCCAGUCCAUCUGGAGCGCUUCGCGUCGACGAUACAAAGGGAUUUGAACACGGCUACAUGCUGCUUUCAGAUAAACUGUUGACAGAUGAGACUGGGUGGAAGCUAGAGAAGCGUUUAAUCCCCCGAUUGAUUUUUGAGCUUGGCACGGAGCCUGAGCUUGCUUCCAAGGUGGACAUCGUGGACUGGGACUCAUGGUACAAGUGGCGCAAUCUUCCCAAGGAAUCGCCAGCUGCCUUAUUGUUGCAUUACCCUCUCACCGUAUACCAGCUUUUGGUGAACGUGCUCCAGGUUACAGGGCCAAAAAGAAAUUCUUUGGAGAGUCGUCAGGCGCUGAACGUACAUUAUAUCGGCGCCGAAGUUGAACUGAAUAUGCUUCCCCUAUUCUCUGAAUUAGCGUUGCUACUUCCUCACACAGAUAUCAAGAUGACUUUCUUCGGCAUCGCAGUCCACUCUAUCGUUAAUAAGGCAAAGAAGAAUAGCAUCGCUAUGAAGGCAAAACAGAAUGAGCCAGUCUAUACCUACACCAGUCCUACAUCUUGCGGAGCCAGCACCCUGUCCAUUUUUCUUCAUGGAGAUCAUGAAAAUUGGGACCUGCGACUCCCCUUCCUCUCAGGAAACAAACCGGACGCUAUCGUCGCUAUCCCGCGUGGCAGUUCGUCAUCUUGUGUUGUCACUUCUGACAAUAUGCCUUUUGCCGUCACCGAAUAUGCAGAACAAUCCACUGAACUUCAAAGAGAUGCUCUUCCUCAGAUCGUUGCCCAUGCCCUCCCUCACUUACACUCAGCAGGCAUGAAUGGCCUGGAGCUUCACAAUCUCACGCGGCCCAGAGAAUACCCCAUCGCAUUUAAUCCGUUUCAGCGCCCUGGACAGAGAAACUUGGGCUCGGUGCGGUUGCCGAACGUGCCGAACGGUUUUACGAUGAGAGUGGUCGGUAACGACGAGCAGGAGAUAUUCCACCCCGUAUCCGCUGGUGUCCCUGUACCGGCUUCAGACUUGAGUGAGCUGCUCCAGAAAACGGAGCAGUUUUCGCUGAACAGUCUGGACUGA